CGAUGAAUCAGACAAGCGCAAUAUCAUGAGCAUGUCGCAGCUAGAGCGAGAAGAGAUCUUGGGACAGCGCGCGGAAGAGAUGAGCAAAGCAAACUUCCAGGCAGAGCUGGCAAGGCGUGCUGCUAUGCAGAAUGACAGAAAGAGGAAGGCUGACUCCGAGGACCCUGAUGAUGCGAUGCGCAAGAGUAGCCGGCCGAAGGUGCAGCCCAGGAAGAAUGAGAAGCUCGAGGCAUACAAACGCGAACGAGAACAACGUGGUCAACAACGACAGCGACAAGACGACCGGCGCAACGGCCGCCGGAGGUCGAGCUCGGCAGAUCGGGAUGGCCCUUCAGAUCUCGACGCUGAUGGCGACAGUGACGUCGAAUGGGACGAUCGAGUACCAGAGAAGGCCCGCGAAGAGCUCCCCGCCACGCUGCGCGACUUUGAGUCAGUCCGCGUUGGUAGAGGCUUCUUCUCAGAAGUCUGCUUCUACCCCGGAUUCGAGGAAGCCAUGACUGGCACCUUUGGACGCGUUGGUGUGGGUCAGGACGCUCAACGGAGGACCCUGUACAAAAUGGCUCAGAUCAAGGGCUUCUCCACAGGCAAACCCUACGUGUUCGAAGGCAAGAACGGCCAGCGCAUUGCAACAGACCAAUACGUCGUCGCACAGCAUGGGUCAGUGAAGAAGGACUACCAGUUUCAGUUCUUGUCGAACCAGCGCUUCCUAGAGACCGACCUCGACAUUUACAGGCAAUCCCUCUCAGAAACGAACGCCAAGGUUCCUACGCAAUCCUUCCUACAGCGGAAAUACGAUGACCUCAAGGCUCUCCAGAACCACUACUGGACCGACGCCGACAUCAGCGCACGCAUCGCCAAAUCCAAGAAAUACUCUCACCUCCUCCACCGAAGCAACUCCGAUGCUCAACCCAAGAUUGCCACUCAGUCCGAAACCGCUGCCGCCCAAAUCGCUGAACUCAACCGCAAGAACCGCAUACUAGAAGCAGAGCGCGUACGGAAAGCACAGCUUGAUCAACAGCGCCAGAAGAAGUUUGAGCAGAAGAAAGAAGCCGCACGGCGGAAGGCGGAAGAGGAGGCCAAGAAGGCACAGGCAGAGGCUAUGCUCAACAAGAAUAAUCUAGACGUCGAUGCGCUGUUUGAUGGCGAUGGAAGCUCGCGGGCGAGUACGCCAAAGCCCCAAGAGAAGAAGAAGACGGAGCGGAAGGGCUUACCGACGUUUCGGAAGCCGAAGAUGGAUGAUGACAUUAUUGCCAGCAUGGAUAUGGGCGUCGACAUUGAGAUCUAAGUACUCUUCAGAUUCAGAAGAGAUCUGGCUUGCAUGAGCAGAUUCUCUAUGCGCCUGUCGUCGAAGAGCUGCAGACGAACGUCGCCCAUCCUACGAUCAUCUUGUGGAUCUCCUACCAUCUACACGACCACUUGGGAUAUCGCGACCGUCACUAGCGUCCACGAAUCAGAUGCUUCUAACUUGACUAGUUAAAAGUUUUGGUUUAGAGCACCUACCUCUGUUCAUUUCGGGUUUCUUUCAUUACUGGCCUUUAUUCCCCAGUCAGGUUCAAACAUUGCACGGCGUUGGGAGCCUGGAAACUUGGCGGAAAACAACAGAUCUUCAUAUCUUGCAUUGAACUAGAAGACUUUUCGGUAGUUAUGCGCUGCGGUGGUUGCGCUACAUCAUACCCCAAUUCCUGACUAGUAGUAAUUUAGAAAGAACAACCCUCUUCCUACGAUGCUGUUCUUUUCAAGUCGUUGCAAGUAUAUCAUAC
Molecule: messenger RNA, 1760 nt
Organism: Cucurbitaria berberidis CBS 394.84
Lineage: Eukaryota; Fungi; Ascomycota; Dothideomycetes; Pleosporales; Cucurbitariaceae
Product: plus-3-domain-containing protein
Exons: 2
Coding region: 26-1285 (419 amino acids)
Cellular component (GO): Cdc73/Paf1 complex
Molecular function (GO): DNA binding; RNA polymerase II C-terminal domain phosphoserine binding
Source: RefSeq, a predicted model, not a curated record